AUGGAAAAACCAUUUCCACCAAGUUACAACCUUACAUUGAAUACAAAUGAAGAUCCUGAACCAUCUUCUUCACAAACAAUAAAAGUAGAAGAAAAUUCUCAAUUAGCUAUAACAUGUACUCGAGAUGAGAAUUUUAAAAGUUCAGAAUUCAGUUUAAAGAAGAAUAAGCAAGUUAUAGGAAUGACAGACACUAAAGGAAGAAAAAUAACUUAUCAUAUACACGAAUAUAGUACAUUACAUGAUGGUAUGUACAUAUGUGAGUCGCAAAGAAAUGAUGGAACAUAUCAUUCUCGUCAACUUCGUUUGUCUAGCAAGAGUAAAAUGCCAAGGAACACUAAGUAUUGUGAGGAUGAGUCAUCUGAUCUAUGCGGGAUUAAUGGAGUCUGUGCACUGCAUAAUGGUAUACCAACAUGCUAUUGUCAUAAAGAUUAUGAAGGAGAGCAUUGCGGAAGAGCUGUAGUAUCUGAUCUUAAUAACACAAGUUAUUCUACAAUCGAUAGAGACCAACGACUUGGGCUCUCCUUAAAUAAUGUGUGUAUGAUAGGUGUAAUUGUGUUACUUAUUAUAAUUUUCGCACAAUGGUUACAAAUAAAAAAAUUGAAGAAAGAAAAAAAAAGCCCAUCGAAGCUAAUGGAUGUCAAAAUUGGAUCCAAUGAUCAAGUACCCAAUAUCAACGGCAAAACGCUAUUCUAUAACACAGAGUCCGAUAUGAGUUCUAGAACCAUUGAUCCUAAUGCUCCAGGACGUGAUAUACGACGAAAUGACAGUAUAAGAAGGAACGUUUUCGACAAGAAGAAGGGAAAACCAUUCGAAACAACAGAACAAGAAGAAUCUCUUGUAAAACUCAACGGAGUUCCUCCGAAUGAUUAG
Molecule: messenger RNA, 870 nt
Organism: Auanema sp. JU1783
Lineage: Eukaryota; Metazoa; Nematoda; Chromadorea; Rhabditida; Rhabditidae
Source: the annotation of a GenBank genome assembly